AUGCUGGUCGCUCGUGGUGUGUACAAGGCAGCGGCGGUGCGUGCCGAGGUUGCUCGCGCCGCUCUGCCUGGUGUGCGUACAAUGUCUACUUCGCCUUUUCGCCCGAGCAGCCCCCAGCUGCUCCGCGCGACGCAGCCGCAGGCUGUGGCGACGCCGAUCAUUAUUGGCUGCUCGCUGAUCGGAGCUGGUCUGGCGGCCCGUAUGAUGAUGAGCCCCAAGUCGGGUGCCUCGGGCAAGUGGGUCAAGGGCGGAUUCCAGGCCAAGAUGGACCGCAAGGAGGCCGUCCAGAUCCUCGGCUUGCGCGAGUCGAGCGUCACGCGGAAUCGUAUUAAGGAUUCGCACCGCCGUAUGAUGAUUGCCAACCACCCGGAUCGUGGCGGAUCGCCGUACUUGGCGAGCAAAAUCAACGAGGCCAAGGACCUCUUGGAACGCAACACGUCGCGUUGA
Molecule: messenger RNA, 447 nt
Organism: Malassezia japonica
Lineage: Eukaryota; Fungi; Basidiomycota; Malasseziomycetes; Malasseziales; Malasseziaceae
Gene: PAM18
Product: mitochondrial import inner membrane translocase subunit TIM14
Exons: 4
Coding region: 1-447 (148 amino acids)
Biological process (GO): protein import into mitochondrial matrix
Cellular component (GO): PAM complex, Tim23 associated import motor
Molecular function (GO): ATPase activator activity
Source: RefSeq, a predicted model, not a curated record